This is a messenger RNA of Gongylonema pulchrum, 342 nucleotides long. Lineage: Eukaryota; Metazoa; Nematoda; Chromadorea; Rhabditida; Gongylonematidae. The record is from the annotation of a GenBank genome assembly.
AUGGACGAUCAUCAGGCAUGCACAUCGAUGGACGUCAGCGAUCCAUCACCACUUCUUCCUCCCACAGCAGCAGCAGCGGCAGCGGCCGGUGGCAAGGAGGAUCCUCGGGGCGCCAGCGAAAUUGAAUGGCGCUUCUCGCAGGUCAAGGGUAACAUUGAGGCCGAAGAAGGCGCCGGGAGAUUCGUGCACGGCCAACGUUCCACGGAAUAUAAUGUCUAUUCGACGUUCCAGUCGCAUGAACCGGAAUUUGACUAUUUGAAAUCCCUCGAAAUUGAGGAGAAAAUCAAUCAGAUUAAAUGGCUGAAAAGGAAGAACGCCGCAAAUUUUAUCCUUUCAACUAAU